AUGUCAUCGUUUUCUACGUCUCUCUCCCGCACCACCUCCUCUCCUCUAUUCCCGAAUCAUUCUUCUCUCAUCAACAGCGACACAUCACGACGCUCACUCUCAUUCCCUCAGGGGCUUAAUCUGGAUGAGCUCUGUGUUAGAUCUCAGAGGAAGCUCGUCCAGAGCUCCGUUGUAUUGGGAGAUGGCGCAGUAAUCACUAAGUCAAGCUCGGCUGAGUUAAAAGACGCACCUUUAUCGAUUCCCUCACAAGUAGUAGCAGACAAGCUUGUGAUAGAGUCUGUUGGUGGUGAACAGCAGUCAACGGUUAGUAUCACGGUGGUGGGAGCCUCUGGUGAUCUUGCUAAGAAGAAAAUAUUCCCAGCUCUGUUCGCACUUUACUAUGAAGGCUGUCUUCCUGAGCAUUUUACAAUAUACGGCUAUGCAAGGAGUAAGAUGACAGAUGCUGAACUUAGAGACAUGGUCAGCAAAACAUUGACUUGUAGAAUUGAUAAAAGGGAAAACUGCGGUGAGAAGAUGGAAGAGUUUCUUAAGAGAUGUUUUUACCAUACGGGUCAGUAUGAUUCUCAGGAACAUUUUGUUGCUCUUGACAAGAAGCUCAAGGAGCAUGAGGGUGGAAGACUCUCGAACCGCCUUUUCUAUCUUUCAAUCCCUCCAAAUAUCUUUGUCGACGCUGUUAAAUGUGCAAGCUCUUCUGCUUCAUCUGUCAGUGGAUGGACUAGGGUCAUUGUCGAGAAACCUUUUGGCCGGGAUUCCAAAACCUCAGCUGCUUUAACAAAGUCCCUUAAGGAGUACCUGGAAGAAGACCAAAUAUUUAGGAUAGACCAUUACUUAGGAAAGGAACUCGUGGAGAACUUGUCAGUUCUUCGAUUCUCAAAUCUUAUAUUUGAACCACUAUGGUCAAGGCAGUACAUACAGAACGUGCAGUUCAUAUUCUCUGAGGACUUCGGCACUGAAGGACGUGGAGGGUACUUCGACCAUUAUGGAAUAAUAAGAGAUAUAAUGCAGAAUCAUCUCCUUCAGAUAUUAGCUCUUUUCGCCAUGGAAACACCUGUUAGUUUGGAUGCAGAAGAUAUCAGAAAUGAGAAGGUAAAGGUUUUACGUUCAAUGAGGCCAAUACAACUUGAAGAUGUGGUGAUAGGACAGUACAAGAGCACCACCAAAGGAGGAGUCACUUAUCCAGGCUAUACAGAUGAUAAAACUGUCCCAAAAGAUAGUUUGACACCUACAUUUGCAGCUGCUGCACUCUUCAUCGACAAUGCAAGAUGGGACGGUGUACCUUUUCUUAUGAAAGCUGGGAAAGCAUUACACACCCGGAGUGCGGAGAUAAGAGUGCAGUUCAGGCAUGUGCCUGGAAAUUUAUAUAACCGGAACUCUAGUACUAGUCUUGACCGGACUACAAAUGAGCUUGUCAUCCGUGUCCAACCAGAUGAAGGCAUCUAUUUGAAAAUCAACAACAAGGUUCCUGGUUUAGGAAUGAGAUUAGAUCAGAGUAACUUGAACCUUCUCUAUUCAGCAAGGUAUUCAAAGGAGAUCCCAGAUGCAUAUGAGAGACUUUUGCUGGAUGCAAUCGAAGGGGAACGAAGGUUGUUCAUAAGAAGUGAUGAACUUGACGCUGCUUGGGCGCUUUUCACUCCAUUGCUCAAAGAGAUAGAAGAAAAGAAGACAAUCCCAGAGUUCUAUCCUUAUGGCAGUCGUGGUCCAGUUGGUGCCCAUUAUCUAGCUGCAAAACACAAUGUCCAAUGGGGAGACCUUAGCCUCGACCAGUGA
Messenger RNA from Eruca vesicaria subsp. sativa (arugula), 1767 nucleotides. NCBI's taxonomy places the organism in Eukaryota, Viridiplantae, Streptophyta, Magnoliopsida, Brassicales, Brassicaceae. The record is from the annotation of a GenBank genome assembly.